Linum trigynum is the source of this 5759-nucleotide messenger RNA. Lineage: Eukaryota; Viridiplantae; Streptophyta; Magnoliopsida; Malpighiales; Linaceae. The record is from the annotation of a GenBank genome assembly.
UGUACUAGUCGGUCGGUCCUAUAAUAUCUAAUACUAGAUUCAAACUGAUAGACAAUUUUAACGAUCAAAUCACAAGUUCAGUACAAAAUAUCCUAACGAUAACUUUUCCAUAUAAUCCCCAAUAGAAUUUCCCAACCCUAUAGAAAAGAUAAGAAGAGCACAUAGAUUGGGGGAAAAUCUCAAAAUACACAUGUUAAAAAAAAUUACCAAAAUACACACGUUAUAAAAAAAAUUCCAAAAUACACAUGUUUGUGCAUCAAUGUUGUUGUCAACCGCAGUGAAUGCAUUCACCGCGGCAGACCAAAGCGGUGAAUGCAUCACCGUGGUUGACGGUCGCGGUGAAUGCCUAACGUAACACUGAAACUUCAAACAAACAUAACUUUGCGCUCGGUUAUACGAUUGUAGCGAAAUUUUUUUAUUCCACUAAAUUUUCAAAAUCUUUCUUUAUUCAACAAUCCUUCAUCUAAAAAAAAUUCAUUUGCUACCCCGAACGAGCAAUUUUUUGAUUUUGACAAACUUUGGAAGACCAUAACUUUGUGCUCCACAAUUCGAAUGUCAUGAAACUUUUUUUUUAUUUUGCAUAACUUUUAAAGUACUACAACUUUGAUGAUAACCAUAAUUCUGGAAAGUAUGUGGAUUUGUGAAAAGUAAAGCCAAAGUUAUUCCCAAAAUCCCGUAUACCCAAAAAUAUUUCUUUUUAAAAAUAUUCUUUCCUAGUAAAAGUUGUAGUUCUUAAAAAGUUAUGCGCAAUAAAAAAAAACUUUACGACGUUCGGAUUGAGGAGCUAAAAGUUAUGUCCUUCCAAAGUGUGGCAAAAUAAAAAAAUUGCUCGUUCGGGGUAACAAACGACAUUUUUUUGAGGUGAAGUCUCGUUGCAAAUUGAAAGAUCUUGAAAAUUUAUAUGGAAUCAAAAAAAAAUUACGUACAAUCGAAUAACCGAGCGAAAAGUUACUUUUGUUUGAAGUUUCUGUGUUACGUCGGGCAUUCACCGCGGCCAUCAACCGCGGUAAUGAAUUCUGCCGCGGUGAAUGCAUUCACUGCGGUUGACAAUAGCGGUGAUGCCCAAAUAUGUGUAUUUUGAGGAAAAAAAUUAUAACGUGUAUAUUUUGAAUUUCUUUUUUUUUUUAACAUUUGUAUUUUGGGAUUUCAUCCAUGGAUUGAGACCUCUUCUGUACAUAGGGCGAUUUAUAUUCUUGGCGUCCAUGCGGCAUUCUCCCACAUUCACUGUUGAGAACCGGAGUCCGGAACGGGAGGAAAGAAAAUCAAAGAAGAAAAGUAAGAGAGAGCAAAAAGGAAAGGAAAUGGCAGAAAAAGCGGCUAUGGUAUGACGUCAGCAGCAUCCAGAUCUUGCAGCCAACAGAAGCUUCCCCUUUUCCUCGCUCUUCCCAUUUUCUUACCCGCAAAAUUCUCUCUCUCUGAUAAAGCAAAAGAAAAUAAAAGAAAAAAUUCCUCCUUUAGUCCUUUUCCCUUCCUCUCAUUUUCCUGGGAACCAAACAAAUCCCCAAAGAGGAAAAGCAAAACCCCAAAAAGAAAAACAAAAAAAUCGAAAAUCAAGAAUGAAUUUGGAGAAAGAAGAACAGCAAGAGGCUCGGAAAGUAAGAGCAACUAGCGAAUCACAAUGAAUGCCGACUCUCGCCAUCUUCGCAUUCAUCCCUACUACUGUUUCCUCCUCUUUCUGAUUUCGUCUCUGCUCAAUUCCGCUUCCGCCGCCGACGCUAUCCCAACUGUCGGCAGUGAAAUCCCCCGUAGAAUUCUCCAUCAGCCAUUGUUCCCGGCCACUUCAGCACCACCGCCAUCCUCCGUCGCCGACGAUUCACCUCCCUCCCAACCCCCACCGGCCGACUCCUCCACUUCCCCGGACGAGCCCUUCUUCCCCGAAGUCCCAGCCCCACCUUCCCAGGAUCCAACCCAAGCCCCGCCGGCGAGCUCCUCCGCCAAUGCCACCGUUCCAAUCCCCACGGCCACGCAGGCCCAACCCGCUAAGCCCGUCAAGAAAGUGGCGAUUGCCAUCUCCGUCGGGAUCGUCACUCUCGGGAUGCUCUCCGCGCUCGCAUUCUUCCUCUACCGCCACCGGGUCAAGCACCCGCCCAGAAGAGACUCCGACAAGCUCGUCGUCGGGCCCGGGGAUGAGAAUUCCCGGCGAUUGGCCGAUCCUCCUCCUUCGCCGCCUUCCAAUUUUCUGUAUAUAGGGACGGUUGAGCCGAGCAGGAGCUCCAGCUCUGAGUUGACGUCGACCAACACCAACAACUCGUCUCCGUACCAUAAGCUCAACUCUGUCAAGAGAUCUGAUCGGUAUCGACCUAGUCCUGAGUUGCAGCCGCUGCCGCCAUUGCCGAAACCUCCUGCUGCCGCAGCUGCUUCUUCGAAUCUCCAUCCUCGUCUUCCUCCUCGUCCAGUCUCUGCUGCUGCUGCUCCGAGGCCAGAGUACGAGAGCUCCGGAUCUCCGACUUCAUCAUCGUCUAGUGAAGAGAGCAACAACGGCACGCCGUUCUACACGCCGGCCGGCUCCGCCGUGAGCUACGACGACGGAUUCUACACUCCGGUUUCGGGCUCUACGCGACGGCAUUACUCUAGAAGCAACGAUGGCAGCUCGUUGAGGUCAGUCAAUGGAAGUAAUAAUGGUUCCUCUGUAUCUGUUCCUCACUCGAAGAGAACUUCCCCCAAAUCGAGGUUUUCUUCCUCUGUUUCUUCUCCGGAAAUGAAGCAUGUGAUUAUUCCUUCAAUUAAGAAGCCCUCAUCGGAGCCUCCGCCUCGACGGCCGCCGCCUCCGCAAGAGAGUGGAGCUCAGCACAACGAGCAGUCAUAUCACUCGAAAAAACCGAAAUUCUCGGGGCCACCGCCGCCGCCGAAUAUGUCGCUCCUUCGAUCGUUAAACGACUACCCGCCCAGCGGAACCAACGCUCCACCACCUCCUCCGCCACCGCCUCCGCCUCCUCCUCCACCACCAGGUACAAUUCCGGUUCCGAGAAAGGUAAGAGAAUCUCUAUCUGCAGAGAAAUCAAGCGUUUCCUCCACAAAGACGCAGCCGUGGACACCGAGUCCCAAGGCGAGUUCGAAAAUCGACUCAUCGAAAUCGACAGAGCAGAGUAGCAGAAGCGGCGGUGGUGGGGGGUCGGCCUCUGGAGGAAUUGAGGAGGACGAGAAUUAUGAUGGUUCAAAGCCCAAGCUGAAGCCUCUCCAUUGGGACAAAGUACGGGCAACCUCAGAUCGUGCCACAGUGUGGGACCAGCUGAAAUCCAGUUCGUUCCAAUUAAACGAGGACAUGAUGGAGAGCCUCUUUGGUUUCAACUCGGCCAAUUCUGCUCAUAAAGAGCAUGCAAGGAAACCAGUUCUGCCACAAGUUGAACAGGAAAUUAGAGUUUUGGAUCCAAAGAAGUCACAGAACAUAGCUAUACUUCUGAGAGCAUUGAAUGUGACGAAAGAUGAAGUUUCUGAAGCUCUUCUGGAUGGGAAUCCAGAAGGCUUGGGUGCUGAACUUCUGGAAACUCUGGUGAAGAUGGCUCCAACAAGGGAAGAAGAAAUAAAACUUAAGGAGUACAGUGGUGAUAUCUCUAAACUAGGCUCUGCAGAAAGAUUCCUGAAGGCUAUUCUAGAUAUCCCAUUCGCUUUCAGAAGAGUUGAUGCGAUGCUAUACCGAGCCAAUUUCGACACUGAAGUUGCAUACCUCAAAAGAUCUUUCCAAACCCUGGAGGUAGCAAGUGAAGAAUUGAAAAACAGCCGGUUAUUUCUCAAGCUCCUUGAAGCUGUUCUCAGGACAGGCAACCGCAUGAAUGUUGGCACAAACCGUGGCGAUGCCAAAUCGUUUAAGCUCGACACGCUAUUAAAACUUGUAGAUAUCAAGGGAACUGAUGGUAAGACGACAUUGCUCCACUUUGUAGUUCAGGAAAUCAUUAGGUCAGAAGGCACUUCAGGUUCUGGUCAAGAAGAAGAGAACAAACUAUCGAAGAUGAAGGAUGAGGACUUCAGGAAGCAGGGAUUGCUGGUUGUAUCUGGACUGGGUAGGGACCUCGGCAAUGUGAAAAAGGCAGCAGGAAUGGACUCUGAUGUUCUAAGCAGCUAUGUGACGAAGCUCGAGAAGGGACUCGAAAAAGUGAGGUCGGUUUUCCAGUACGAGAGACCUGAUAAUAGCAUGCAGGGCAAGUUCUUCCAGUCGACGAAGCAGUUUAUGAGAGAUGCAGAUGAGGUCAUUGCAACGAUCAAAGGCAGCGAAAGGAAAGCUCUGUUGCUGGUGAAAGAGGUGACGGCGUACUUCCAUGGAGAUACGGCAAAGGAGGAAGCCCACCCAUUUAGAAUUUUCAUGAUCGUGAGGGACUUCUUGAACAUACUUGAUCAUGUGUGCAAGGAAGUAGGGCAGAUGCAGGAUAGGACGGUGGUGGGCUCAGCUCGGUCCUUCAGGAUAGCUGCAACGGCUUCGUUACCGGUUUUGAACAGGUAUAAUGUGAGACAAGAUACAAGCUCGGAUGACGAACACAGUUCUUCUCCUUGAUUGAUAGAGUGUGCAGAGAGUAUCUGGUUCAUUUUUCUUUUUAUAUCUUUGGAAUUCAAGUAACAGGAUGAAUAUAGUGCUUUAUUUUCAUUUUUAAUCACAAUCAAUGAAAAUUGAAAGGGGUGACCGGAGGUGGUGAAUAGAUCACCGGGCUGCUGCUGCCACUCCGAGCUCGCGCUGAAAGAUGCCAUAGAUAAGAUUAGACGUGUGUUUAAUAGAUGAGGGUUAAACACAAUUUCAGGGACAGAGUGCUUUGUUAUCCCACAUGCUGUUGCUGCAUUUUUUAUACUUGUUACUAAUAAAUCAUAGCUAGUUUAGCUGGCAGCCUUCACUGGUUCAAUGUUUUUUUUAUCUGAGAGUGAGACUGUGAGCAAUCUGCUACAGUGGGACGAUGUUGAGACGUUGCAAUUUCUGGUUUUGACUAAAGUAGCAAUUUUUUACGCAACAGUAACUCUACUUCAAAUUUAUAUAUAGUAACUUGCCGAAUUUGUUACCGCUAGAGUUAGUACUAUCUAUGACCAUGAGCUGCGAGAUUUCAUCCAAGUCGGGCUAAUUCUAAUCAAUUAGUAAUUGACGUAGAAAACAGUUUUUAUGGCAUACUGUUUGUGUGUCUAACUGAGUAUAGGAGUGAAACACUAGGAGAAUGGGGCGCGAGUGAAGGUGGAAGAAUUUCCGCUCUUAUCCUUUAACCUUUUUUGAGAUUCCAAGAGAGAAGGCUCGAGGGAGAGGAAGGGAGAGAGAUAGAACCAAUCUUAGAGGGAGAAGUUUCUUGUUUUCUAGAGAGAGAAUUCAGAAAUCGAUCCCCUCACCCACUGGGGUAAAUACUCUAUUAUAGGCAUACCAUAAUCAAGUUGUAAACAAAAGUGUUCACUAUCUACAAAUAAUAAUAUUGAUAAAUUUAAGCGGUAUAAUAAAUGUGUGUUUUUUAUAUUAUACAAUAUAACUAUAUAUUCAUUCUAAUAUCAUCAAAUUGUCAUUUUACUUUUUAAAAUAUGACGUGGCAUCCAUAUGGCUUGGAGAGUUGAGUUGGACAUGACGUGUCAUCAAGGUGUCAUCCAUGUUAGUCUAACGUCCAUUUAAUUGACGGAGUAUUAGACGAUAUUAAAGUAUUUGAUGAAAAUAGUUAAAUUUAUAAAGAAAAAUUAAAAAGUGUGACUAACUCGUAUAGCCAUAUGUGAGCCGAAAGAUAGUGUUCAAAACAGGUGAAUUAUUUUUUUAAAAAUUCAGACAAUUAAGAGGUUUCGAAAAGUUGGAAUCAAAACAAUGUUUUGCU